Messenger RNA from Aspergillus alliaceus, 2219 nucleotides. RefSeq lists its product as uncharacterized. The transcript is spliced from 7 exons. Gene Ontology annotation, biological process: regulation of DNA-templated transcription. The coding region runs from base 186 to 1991 and encodes 601 amino acids. Gene Ontology annotation, cellular component: nucleus. NCBI's taxonomy places the organism in Eukaryota, Fungi, Ascomycota, Eurotiomycetes, Eurotiales, Aspergillaceae. Gene Ontology annotation, molecular function: transcription cis-regulatory region binding; DNA-binding transcription factor activity, RNA polymerase II-specific. The record is from RefSeq and is a predicted model, not a curated record.
AUAAUGGCGCUAUCUCCGCCCCGUCUUCAACUUCAUUUCGACCGCCGACAGCAUCAGCAUCUUCCUCUCCACGCUGCUGCUUUUACCAUGUAGAUGAGUUGCUGAAGAAUGGAUGAUCAAGGCGAUACACCGCCAAAUGUGAUGCCUAUCUAAAUCCCGAUCGGCCAUGCACUAGGUGCCUCAAGAUGAAAGUACAGUGCAUCAUUUCGGAUCCAUUUCGGAGAGAGCACAAACGCCGGAAACUGUCUGAACUGGAACAGGAAACAGAUGAGUUGCGUCGGAGAUUGAGAUCGUCCCACAGUACUCACCCUCAGUACUCACCUAUCGACAUGCUGACGGCUGCCGCGGAGCUGGGCGCGCAUCAACCAGGGAACGAAGGGGCUGUGCACUUAACACCUCAGUCACAGUCAUCCCCGGUCCCCUACCCCCCGACGACAGUACCUUCCGUCUCCCUCGGACCGCCCGCGGCACGAGUGGAAUAUGCUUCAGGGGAGCGGCCUUCGGAUCCUACUGUGUCACGUACUCUAGACGGGGUAGAAGUCACGGGUGAGGAAAUAGAUGAGAUUUUCCAAUUGUUCUUUGAUCAUUACGCUCAGUUUCUUCCCAUCCUCGACCCAUUGACCACCCCUAACGCAUACUAUGCGCAGUGUCCGUUUCUAUUUUGGGCUGUUAUCGGGGCUGCAUGCAGGACGUACCCCAGAAACCCGACAUUGCUGACCGCACUUGCACGAAGCAUUACAGACAUGGCAUUGCUUUCACUCGCGUCAGCCUCAGCCCCAUGGCAUAUAAUACAGGGCUUGUUGCUCUUUCUCACAUGGCCAAUGCCGAAGGAUAACACAAAGCCUGAACUAACCUUUCCACUAAGUGGAAGUAUGCUGCACAUUGCUAUGCAGAACGGACUGCAUAUUCCCAUGUCGAGUCACGAGUUCACCAAGAAAAGGAUUCCGGCUCCAUCUGAAGCGGAAUUGAUCCGACGAUCUGAGCUCUGGGCGCGCUGCGUCAUCGUGUACCAACGCGCUUGCAUUAUAAAGGGGCACCCGCCUCGUUCCUUUAUGGAGCUGGAGCAGGACUUCGGGCUGCGCGAGGUGUUAAUUCAGAAGUUAACGCCGUCGCUGGUCCUAGAGAGGAAGUGCCAGGAGCUGGUUGCUCGUUGCAGUGCGGCCGUGCUAGAAGUUGGAGUACGAACGAUGUCUCUAGAGCAAGAAAGAGCCUUAGAUAUAGUCUUACGUACAUUCGAGACACAAGUCACUGAUUUAGAGGCGGGGACAUGUCUAACAUAUGACCGAUUUCAGACGAAGACCUGUUGCUUGAGCAUCCAAAUACUUCACUUUUUCAAAACCCAGACGUUAUACUCAACAAAUUGCCUUGGACGCCUCCUCAAUACGGCCUGUUCAGCUGUCGAGUGUGUGCAGGAUUUGAACCGAGAGGCUAUAAGCCUCGCGGCAACUCCUCUGGAGGUAUACUUUGGGAUGCUUCUCGCCUCGGUAACUCUCUUGCGCAUACAUAAAGGCGCUCCAAUGCCAGGCUUGGAUCUGGAAAAGGCCCGGUCGCGUUUCUUUGCGGCAAUUAACCUCCUUAAACAGAUGUCUGUCCAAAACAACGAUGGCGCGGCGAAAACGGUUCUUGUCCUAAACCAACUGUGGAAUAGCACCAGGGCGUUCCGCAAGUCCGAUGGGAGUGAUUUCACCACGCUUCGGAUCCGCAGCCGAUUGAUGCUCAGUCCUGUGGCGGAUGCAGUGUGGUGGUGGCGGGAAGAGUAUGACCCUCAGUUUCGGUCAGGGGGCCACACCCAGGGAAACAUGCCGGAUGGCGUCGAUAUCAAUCGAGAUAACAUGGCGACCGCACCGAUUGGUCUGACGGAGCGCCCCGAGCCCAUUCUCUUCAAUGACCAAUUCCUUGCGGAUUUUGAAUGGGCUUUAGUAGACGACGAGCUUUUUCCUUCGACAGAACCGUAUGGUUCAGGUUGGUCAUCUGUAGGUGCCCCCAUGUAACACUGACAGAACCUUAAGUUGGUGCCAUUUAGUUAGACUGCAUAAGGGCAGCCCAAUCUCAGGCCAUGGCGCAGGCGGUUCUCUACUACUUCGUUAAACGUGGCAAGAUUCACUCUCCAGGCAUUGACUGUCUCCGCAUUAUGCUUCCAAUGAUACCUUCAAUAGUAACAAUGGCAUGCGUGUGGUUGAUGGUUCCAGCCCGUAGCACACUCAGUCCGCAUGGAUGAU